AAUGGAACGACAGCCACCUAGAUGACUCAGUGGUUCCCAGAAAAAACAAAAGAAAAAAAAAGAGGAAGAAGGGGCCGUGGAGAAAGCAAGGGAAGUUCAGGGGGAAAGGAAAGAGAGAAACGGUGGAGAUAUAUAGCCUCCUAAAGGAGAUCACCAAAAAAAUAAAAAAGAUCGCCAAGGUUGCCUCCCACUCUUGCUUUCGUUUCAAUUUAUGCACCCAUAUCCUAGUAAAAGCUCCCGACUUGUGGAUUUUUCCCAGCCCAUAUCCAUCGUUGGGGGACACUAAGUUUGGCAAAGCUGCUGCCUUUGGGCAUCAGUCCACCUCUCCUGCUGCCUUUUUGGCUCAGUCCCCUGUUGUAGGUUUCGGAUUUGAGAAGAAGGUGGGCAGAGAAGAAAGGUAUUGAGGGAGAGAGAGAGGGAGAGAGGUUCUUUUUAGAGUGGGUUAAGGAGAUAAAGGUGGGAUUUUUACGAAGUUAAAGCACCGAAGCUCCGACCUUUUGGAUGGCAGGAGAUAGCGGAAAGAAAGCGGGACUAGGAGGCGAGGAAGCCAGGAUGUGGGAUCUCAACAACGCCGCCUUGGAGGAGGAGGAGAAGGGCUGCCGCUCUCCCGCCGGCGUGGACGGCGGAGAGGAGAAGGAGGCGGCGCCGGCAACCGCCUCCACAUCUGUGGAGGCAGGCAGCGAGAGGGACGACUCCAGCUUCUCCGCCAUCGUCGUCGUCGAGGCCUCCCAUGAGAGGGAGGCUGACGGAGGCGGCGCCGGGAAGCUCUUCGGGUUUCCCAUCUCCGGCCACCGGGACAUGAGCCCCUCCGCCGUCGUCACCCACCAGUUCUUCCCCCUCGGCAGCCCGGAGGAGACGGGCGGCGGGGUCGCGGAGGUGCCGCCACCCCGGGCCCACUGGGUCGGGGUCCGGUUCUGCCAGUCGUCGGAGCCGGGGGCGGCGGGGAAGGCCUUGGAGGCGCCGCAGCCCGUGAAGAAGAGCCGGCGGGGGCCCCGGUCGAGGAGCUCCCAGUACCGUGGGGUCACUUUCUACCGGAGGACCGGGCGGUGGGAAUCCCAUAUAUGGGAUUGUGGAAAGCAAGUUUAUUUGGGUAUGUAUGAUGUCAAGAAUUUAUAUGAAUCAAUGGAAAUUUUUGUCUUCAUUGUUGAUGAUUAUGGCAGUGUUUAUGAGCGUAUAUGUCCUUCAACUUUUUUGCAAAUGCUGAUGUUCUCUAUGAAAUUGACUUCUAUAGGUGGAUUCGACACUGCACACGCCGCUGCUAGGGCGUAUGACCGAGCGGCGAUCAAAUUUCGCGGGAUGGAUGCAGAUAUAAACUUCAGUCUGGAUGAUUAUGAGGAGGAUCUGAAACAGAUGAGCAAUCUCACCAAGGAGGAGUUUGUCCAAGUGCUUCGACGCCAGAGUACUGGAUUUCCAAGAGGAAGCUCUAGGUUUAGGGGAGUCACCUUGCACAAGUGUGGGAGAUGGGAGGCUAGAAUGGGCCAGUUCUUGGGAAAAAAAUAUGUGUAUCUGGGCCUUUUCGACACCGAAGAGGAAGCCGCGAGGGCUUAUGAUAAGGCUGCGAUCAAGUGUAAUGGGAAGGAUGCGGUCACCAACUUCGAUCCUAGCAUCUACGAGAAUGAGCUCGAUCUCCCCACUAGCCACACCGAGCACAAUCUCGACCUCUGCUUGGGGAGCUCAGGCACCAAAAGGAAUGAUCUCGAACCGAUGGAUGAUGAAGCCACCAAUGGAAUGGAUCAGCGAUUCCCAAUGGCCUUGGACCCACAAUGGAAUCGGAGCACCAGGCUGAAGUUUGAUGGCAAGCUUAAGCUGCAUGAAGAAAAAGAAAGCAGAAUCAACCAUCCCCGCAGCAAUGCCUACAUCCAGUCUCCAGUUCCUUUCCACACCAAUGAGAUGUUCGAGCACCCACAGCUUCAGAGGAACGGCGACGCCUUCCCCAUGUUCCAAAUCAUUCCGCAGCAGUUCAAUCCUUCUGGUUUUCGUCGACAUGCAGGCAGCAAUGAUGGAGCAAGAAUUGUAGGAGGAGGCCUUCCAUUAGCGGCUGGCUGCGAGCAGCAAGAGAAGCAUUCGUUCUGGGAAAACGGCGGAAACAAUUGGCCGUCAGCUUCCACCCUGCCUUCCCAAAUGUUUGCCAUGACCGCGAGUGCAGCAUCAUCAGGAUUCCCGCCGCAGAUAGCAAAGCUGCCCUCAAGUUGGCAGCAGAAGAAUGGGUUCGGGCUCUCGUGAGACCCAACUGAAGCAGUCGAGAUACAGUGGUGGUAUCUAUUCCUCUGUUCCUAAUGGGCCCAUAACUUUGGCACUGUUUUGUUUCAGCUUUCAUACAGCAGCCACAAACUACCCGAAAUCAAUCCUUUGUAGAGAUUGGGAGAUGGCUUCCUCGAGGGUGGCUCUGUUUUUGGCUGGCCUAAGAUUGUUAGUUUUUUGCUCCUGAUUGAUUUGUUUGGUCUUAUGUCUUACCUUAUCUCCCCUGGAAUUUAUCUGCUGUUAGGUAAGGCCAAAGGAAUUGGACAAUGGAAAAUGGGAAGUGGGGGGGGUGAGGAUUUUGGUAUUAUUACCACUUUAAGGCUAGAGCUGAAGUAAUACCAAACUAUGCACAUCGACUCUAGAGUAACAAAGAAGGUUGUCAUUGUCAUUAAACUAGUGGAAAACUUCAAACUGUAAUGUCUAUUUUUUGGUGAAUAAAAAGAACAGGGUCUAUUUUA
Messenger RNA from Phoenix dactylifera (date palm), 2699 nucleotides. RefSeq names its product APETALA2-like protein 5. Gene Ontology annotation, biological process: regulation of DNA-templated transcription. The record is from RefSeq and is a predicted model, not a curated record. NCBI's taxonomy places the organism in Eukaryota, Viridiplantae, Streptophyta, Magnoliopsida, Arecales, Arecaceae. Gene Ontology annotation, molecular function: DNA binding; DNA-binding transcription factor activity.